This is a messenger RNA of Colletotrichum fioriniae, 1647 nucleotides long. RefSeq lists its product as uncharacterized. NCBI's taxonomy places the organism in Eukaryota, Fungi, Ascomycota, Sordariomycetes, Glomerellales, Glomerellaceae. The record is from RefSeq and is a predicted model, not a curated record.
AUGGACACGAAGCCUCCUAUGAAGCUGUCGAAGAAUUCAAAGGACGACAUCAUCUUUCAACAGAUUAAAGGUUGGCUCCGCGGGUGUGAACAGUGUCACAUUGACUGCGGAAACCUCGCAUUUUCGGACCGCAGGCCUACGCGGCUUCUUCACCUUCUCGCUGACUCACAAGCACAGUUGGUCGAUAGCGAGAGUCUAGUUGCGAACGGAAAGGCCACUCGUUAUGCGGCACUGAGCUAUUGCUGGGGCACCGGCACGUUCAGUGCGGAUGAAAACGAGCUAGUCGAACAGGGACAGACGAUGAUGUCUAACUUGAAAAGUCGAUACCGACCGUUUGACACCGAGAAUCUUCCAAGUACGGUCCGCGAUGCUAUAAGAAUCACCCGGCGAUUAAGCGACCCAGAGAACGGACUUGAGCUAUGCUUCCUCUGGGUUGACUCGCUGUGCAUCAUCCAGGAUGACGUUCAAGACAAGGAGAUGGAGAUACACCGUAUGCAGGAGGUCUACGGCAACGCCGCUCUCACCAUUUGUGCAACAAUGACGAUCAAGGCCACGCAGCCGUUGCUGAUGCCGCGUCUCGCGUGGUCAAAGCAAGUCAAGCCAUGUCGCAUCGGCAAUUCCUGGCUUACCGUGAACCCUACGGCGCCUGCUAGUCUCCGCUCAAGAGCCCCGCUGUCUCUUCGUGCAUGGACACUUCAAGAGGAGCAUUUGUCCCCGCGGCUGCUUUUCUGGGGUGGCCAGCAAUUCAGCUGGGCAUGUGGACGUGGCGAGUACAUUGAGCAGACAUCUUCUCCUAACUCUCCUCAACCUUCUACCACUCACAUAGGCAAAUUCCUUGCUGAGUGUCGCAUAUCGGAACACAAGGAGAUCUGGCUUGUAUGGAACUCCAUCGUAGAGUCAUACACGGCUCGGAGCCUGAGUAAUCCGGCAGAUCGGUUCAACGCGUUGGCAGGACUAGCGACGCGGUACUUGACCGCUAUUUCCGGGUACAACGAGUAUUUGGCGGGUUUAUGGCGGGAAACAUUUGCGCAGGAUCUCUUGUGGCGCGUCUCUAAACCACCAGGGCUUGAUAUAGGAUGGCCACGCACGGUAGGAGCCCCGAGCUGGUCUUGGGCGAGUCUUCCUAUCGGUCUGGGGGCUCGCAUGUGGCACGAAUUCGAGAUGCCGGCCAAUAUGGAGCUGCUCGGUGACGUGGCCAGUGUCAAUACCGAGGCAUCAGAGGCGGUGGCUCAAGGGUCCAGUUUGAGUCGUGUCCGUGUCCGAGGGCUUCUGAGAAAUCUUUGGAGCCCCGGAUCACAGCUUCGGGAGUGGGACGACAUUUGUGUCUGCGUGGACGGAGUCAACAAGUUCAGCUUUGGUUCCAACCCGGGCCAGGAUGUCCACGCGGUCGAUCGCCUCACGGGUAGCUUAGUUGCAUAUGAGGCGCGGAAACAAGAGAUCGUCGCCGGGUUGGACUACUGCAGGCUCGCGGAGGACAUUAAUGAGGGACUGUUAUUGGAGGUUCACUGUCUUGCCAUAUCCGAGCAUGCUAUGCUUCUCCUGCGCCAUCAGAAUGCCACGAAGGCUUUCCAGCGAAUAGGCAUUGGCUUUGGAUAUCGACGGGAUUUCUUUAGAGGGUUGAAGAAGUUGGAAAUUAUUUUAGAAUAA